Molecule: messenger RNA, 2153 nt
Organism: Ziziphus jujuba (common jujube)
Lineage: Eukaryota; Viridiplantae; Streptophyta; Magnoliopsida; Rosales; Rhamnaceae
Product: BAG family molecular chaperone regulator 8, chloroplastic
Exons: 2
Coding region: 334-1782 (482 amino acids)
Biological process (GO): protein folding
Cellular component (GO): plasmodesma
Source: RefSeq, a predicted model, not a curated record
CAAGGAGAGCACAGUCACUACCGGUUCGUUCGUACAAGCAGUGGUCAUGGUCAUGUGUAAGUCUUUUCAAGGAGAUUACUAUCUCCCAUAAUAAAGUCAUAUUCACAUAUAAAGUUAAAAACUUUACCAUUGGAUAAUCCAUUCUCUCCAUUUUAUUCCAUUUGUUCUCUCUCUCUCUCUCCCCCGUUCUUUAAUUUCUUCAUUAAUUAUGUUUCAUUUUGUGAAUUCCUGUUAGUGACUUAGACAUAGUCGCUAUUUUUCUAUCGAAAACCCUUGCCCUCAAAAUCUGUCCAAGCUCCAGAUUUUGUUUCACUCAGAAAGCCCACCUUCCAAAUGGCCUCCAACCACCACCAUCUCCACCACCAUCAAAGCCAUCCUCCUUCCAACUACUGUUGUAACAGUAGCUGCUGUUUGAGUUGUACUUCAAACCAUGGAUGCAGCAAUCAAUGGUCUCAAUCCCACUGUAAUCCCCCACCACCACAACCCACAGACCCACUUCUCCAAGCUGUUGCUUCUCAUCUCCUCCAAUCUAAUACAAACCACUCCUACCCAAGACUCUAUACCAAAAAACACACCCAAUUUCAUCACCUAAAACAUCGGCUUCAUGGAGAAGCAUCACUAUCCUCGCAACAACAACAACAACAAACCCAUUCCAUCAUAUCUUCUCUCCUUUCCCGCAUCGAAGCUCUUGAAGCCUCUCUUUUCCAGUUCUCUUCUUCGUUUCGUUCUCAUUCUUCUUCGUAUCCACCACACUCCCUCCAAGACUUGGCAGCUCGUGUUAUUCAAACCCACUUCCGUGCCUUUCUUGUUCGCAGAUCACGCAGUCUUCGGCAGCUCAAAGACCUUGCUCUGAUUAAGUCUGCUUUUAACUCUCUCAAAUCCUCAUUUUCUAACGAAACCCACUUUGAUUUUCGUGCUAUCUCUCGAAAUGCCAUGGAUUUGCUUCUUGAGCUCGACUCUAUUCAGGGUGAUGAUCCAAUGAUUCGGGAUGGGAAAAAGUCUAUUACUAGGGAUUUGGUUCGGUUUUUGGAGUUCAUGGACGGGGUUGCUGUAAAAAGGAAUGGACUUUCCUUAAAAGCAAUGAAGAAAGAGAGGUUUGGUAGAAAUGGUGACAAAUCUAGGGGUUUUUUGGGCAGUGAGUGUGACGAUUUAGAUGGAGACCAGAGGGCAAUAAUUGGGAAAUUGAGGGACAGAGUCAAAAGAAUUCACGGGUUUUCUAAAGUUUCUGAAAAUAACGAGGAACAUGUGGAGCUCGAAGGAUUUCAACAUUUCAGUAAUGAUGAUGAAGAUGAAGAAAACCCUAGAGUUGUUAUAAGCGGAAAGAAUGGACGAAUUAUAGAUGGGGUUUUAGUGAAGAGGCAUGGAGUUCAACCUAGGGUGAAAAAAAGUGUGAGCUUUGCGGAGGAUGGGAAUGUGUUGAAGGUUUUUAGCAACACCCAUGAUUCAAUUUCAAAUGGUGAUGGUACUAGCUUGGAUGACAGCGUUUCCAGUGAUGAUCAAGUAGGAGACUUUGAGGAGAAAAAUUGCAGUGAGGUUGAAGAAAUUAAGAGUCCUUCUCAGGGGAUUGAGGAUGAUGAGGAAGCACAUAUGGAGAAGGGAGAAUUCUCACAGGCCAGUGAUGGGGGAAUAAAACCUAGAACCACAAGGAUUCCAAGAAGAGAAAGUAAAGGCUACUGUCAGGAUAACAACAGUGAUUUUGUAUUCUCUCCCCCAUUACCAGUGCAGAUGGAGACCAAAGCUGACUUAAUGAGGGGGAGAAUGCAAAGGAAUAAAAUUUUUUAAGAUAAGAAGACCAUAGGUCCACGACCUGUGUUUAGGUUUUAGUUCUGCAAUUUUUUGUGGCUGUUGGAUGGAGAUUUAGCGGUUAUCUCGAUGGGCUGGCUCUUUUUUUAAUUGGACAUUCUUAUCUUGAGGUUUGAUUGAUUGAUGAAAAACUACAAUCUCAUUCAUGUAAUGUGGGCUUUCUUAAAUUGUGGUAGUGAUUUUUCCUCUUCUCUUACAUGGAGAGGGUCACGAGUCUAUUGACUGCAAGGUGUAUCUUUGGCUUCUAAGACUAAUGUUCAUUGAAUUUUUUUAUUUUUUUUAUUUUUUUGCUAAAACGACUAAUGUUCAUUGAAUUAUGGCUUCAGCAUAUGUUAUUUUUUUCAAUCUUC